AUGUCUUCUCGAAAAGGAAGUGUAUCUGGCCAUGUUGAGUAUUCACCUGGCAAAGAUGAUGAUGUUGUUCAUUUGGCUAGCCAGAUGCCAACCUGUUUGGUAAAUUUGUCACUCGAGCAGACAGAGCAAAUGGAAAAGAAGCUUGUCCGCAAGAUCGACAUGAGGCUUCUCAUCAUGAUCGUGGUGAUGUACAUCUUAAACUACUUGGAUCGCAACAACAUCGCAUCAGCAAAACUGGCGGGCCUCGAGGAAGAUCUCAACCUGAAAGGCGAACAGUACCAGACCUCGGUCAGCAUCCUCUUUGUUGGGUAUCUUCUCAUGCAAGUACCGUCUAACAUGAUUCUCAACAAAUUUGGCAAGCCAUCGAUAUAUCUUCCGGGCUGUAUGUUGGCGUGGGGGAUAUUAUCAACAUGCACCGCUGCCACCAAGAGCUACGGAGGUCUACUUGCUUGCCGAUUCAUUCUCGGUUUUGUUGAAGCGGCUUAUUUUCCUGGCUGUCUCUACCUACUGUCGGCUUGGUACACACGCAAAGAACUCGUUAAAAGAACAGCAUUUCUGUACUCCGGGUCUUUGAUCUCAGGUGCUUUUUCUGGACUUAUUGCCGCAGGAAUUACCAAUGGCCUGAGUGGUGCACGUGGAAUCUCUGCAUGGAGGUGGCUUUUCAUCAUUGAAGGCGCCAUCACAAUUUUUGUUGCUUUCAUCUCCAUCUUUAUAAUCCCAGAUCUGCCACGUACAACAUCCUGGUUGACUGAGGACGAAAAGGCUCUUGCUGCUUGGCGUCAGACGGAAGACAUCGGCGAGGAUGACUGGGUUGACAGUGAGCAGCAGUCCAUGUUCCACGGAGCAAAGCUUGCUUUUAAGUGGGCACUACUUCCGAUCCUAAUAUUGUUUAGAUGCUUUACUCACAUUGCAAAUAGGGAUUACAAAGUGUGGCUUCUUCUCGGGACAGUUUACGGAUGUACUGCGUCCGGUGCUGUGACAACCUUUUUCCCAAUUGUAAUGUCGGGCCUUGGCAAAGACAGCGUCACGACCUUACUUCUCACAACUCCGCCCUAUCUGAUAGGAACAAUCGUUGUUCUCAUUGCCGCGUGGCACGCCGACAAGACGGGAGAGCGCUACCUGCAUAUUGCACUUCCGCCCAUCCUGGCAAUUGCGUGUUUCAUAAUCGCAGUGACGACCACAUCGUUCGCACCACGAUAUGUUGCAAUGUGUAUCAUGAUUGGCGGAAUCUAUUCAAGCUACGUUGUAGUGCUUGGGUAUAUAUCGAACAUCCUGCCACGCCCUGCAACGAAGCGCGCUGCAGCCCUGGCAUUGAUCAACUGCUUAAGCAAUGUAUGCCAAGUCUAUACGCCUUAUUUAUACCCUAACUCUGCGGCACCUCAAUACACUACAGCGUUUUCUUACAAUAUUGCCAUGUCAGCCCUGACAAUCAUUUUUGGAACUAUACUCAGGAUCGUCUUAGGUCGAUUGAACAAGAAGCUGGAUGAAGAGGAGGGUACGAACAUUGGGCCUUCUGCUCCGGUGCAGGGGAAUGAAGAAAAUGGACUUCCAGGGCAGGCAGUCACCCAGGGUUUCAGGUUCUUGCUUUAA
Penicillium olsonii is the source of this 1590-nucleotide messenger RNA. The record is from the annotation of a GenBank genome assembly. Lineage: Eukaryota; Fungi; Ascomycota; Eurotiomycetes; Eurotiales; Aspergillaceae.